AUGCCUGCUUCUGUUUCCCAAAGAGAAGAACAAAUAGAGAAUGUUUCAAAUAGAACCGUGCGAAUCCAAUGUGAAGAAUGCAAAUCUAACCCCUCAAAGUACAAGUGUCCGGGUUGCUCGAUAAAUUCGUGCAGUCUUCCUUGCGUAAAGGCUCACAAAGUUCGGACCGGGUGUAAUGGCAAGAGGAACCAGACUCUGUUUGUUCCGAUUUCACAGUUUGAUGACAAUAUUUUGUUAUCUGAUUAUAAUUUGCUGGAGGAAGUGAAGAGAGUGGCUGAAGUUGCUUCGAGAACGAGAACGAAGUUAGGUGCGUCUACAUAUUUUAAGCUACCUCGACACCUCAAAAGCCUGCAACAUGCUGCUGGAAGCCGGAGCACAAAACUGUUGUUUCUCCCUAAUGGAAUGUCAAAAAGAGAGAAUAAUCGGUCUCGAUUUGACAAUUGGAACAAGUCUAUACAUUGGACAUUAGAAUGGCGUUUUCACUCAACAAAUAUUGUUUUACACAACCAUGGAGUUCAUGAAAAUUCAAGAUUUGACACCAUUCUAGAGAAGCACCUCGAGCCAGGUCCUUGGAAUCAUCAACUAAAGGAGUUUUGUGACCAGCGAGAUCGUCUCAAGCUCUUCAUUCGUAAAUAUCCAAAGGGUCCCAAGUCACCCUUCAAAGAAUUGGAUAUGAAAGCACCAAUCAGACAACAACUGGAAAAUGUUGUCAUUUUGGAGUAUCCUGUUAUUUUUGUUUUCUUGCCGUCUCACACUAUCAAUUUUGAAGUUAUUAAGAACGUAAUUCCUAGUACACCUAACUCACCGCAGAAAGAUAGUGAAGUUAACCAAAUUCCAGAAGGUGCAUCGUUCCGGGAAGAGGAGAUCGAAGAUGACAGCAACUUUGAUGAUCCUAAGGUUUUUGAUCUUUUGAAGCAUGCAGAAUCAAGUCCAUUACAAAAAGUGCUUACUGAAAAUAUGCUUUCCGAGAAAGCACCAAAUGAUUCAUCAGAUAUACCCGUGUUUGAAGGAGACGUUGAGGGAAACCUUUCGCCCCCAUCUUUCAUAGACACGGAUUUGCAACAAUUGUCUGAAUCUGCGAUGUUUGACUUUGAACAAGAUUUAAUGUAUGAUGAUUCCUAUGAUCUUAUGUACUUGAAUCCCUCAAUCUUCCCAGAUUUUGAUUGUGAAUUUCCAAAGAAAGAUGAAGAAGAAAUAGACGUGUUUGCCGCCAUUGACAAGCUCCAUCAGGCUGAGCAGACAGAGCAAUUGGAGGAAGGGGAAAUUCCCGAUUGA
Molecule: messenger RNA, 1275 nt
Organism: Vicia faba (fava bean)
Lineage: Eukaryota; Viridiplantae; Streptophyta; Magnoliopsida; Fabales; Fabaceae
Source: the annotation of a GenBank genome assembly